AUAUAGAAAGAGAAGCAUGUAAAAAAAUUUUAAAAAAAGUGGGCAUAUGAAAAUAACCAUAGCAUCAUCUUCUUCUACAUCUUCUCUCUUGAUUCUCACCUACUACCCUCACCCACCUCCUCAACUUGCACUAAGCAAGCUCCUCAAUUCCUUUUUAAGUCACUUCUCUCUCUCUCUCUCUCUCUCUCUCUCUCUCUCUCUCUCUCUUUUUUCCACCCUUUCCUUGAAUUCAUGGAUUGAUGUCAGCAACCCUCAAGCCAAAAGGGAUAUAGAAACUAGAGAGUUUUCAGAGGGAUCAUCACUGUCCAAAAGGCGAAUACACGUAGGAAUAGGAUCUUCCAGGGCAUCAUUUUUUAUCAGUUUGUUCUGUUCUCUCACUAUCGAAGAGCUUUUCUUGCCAAAUAUAACCAAACAGCCACACAAAGUCUUCAAACUCCUUGAAUCAUCAUAUUCAAAAAUUUUUUUCCUAGCAAUGGAUUCCUUCAAUCAAACUUCUGAAUUCCGGUAUAACCCAAAUUCCAACAUAUUCGGUGAUGAUGAAGGUGAUUCUGAAGAGUCAGGGAUUCUUGAAAUUUAUGUUCAUCAUGCUAGGAAUAUUCACAACAUAUGUAUCUAUGAUAACCAAGAUGUCUAUGCAAAAUUUUCUCUUACUUACAACCCAGAUGAGACCCACUCAACUAGAAUUAUCCAUGGAGGUGGCAAGAACCCAGAAUUCAAUGAAAAACUGGUGAUCAAAGUAGCCCAACUUGAUGCAGUUCUCAAGUGUGAGAUUUGGAUGCUUAGUAGAGCUAGAAACUUCAUGGAGGAUCAGCUUUUAGGAUUUGCUCUGGUUCCAAUUUCACAAAUUGUUGGCAAAGGAAAGGUGACUCAAGAUCAUAGCCUCUCCUCCACUGAUUUCUUUCACUCCCCUGCUGGCACUGUCCAACUGACUCUUUCUCUGAACACAGCUUUGCCUUUGAAUCCCUCUGCAGCUUCUAAUUCUUCCAUAUCAGCUGAAGUUGUGUUGCUUGACAGGAAAAUAUCCGAAGUAAUUAUUGAUCCUGUUGAGUAUUCGAGGAUUGAAUUUCCUGAUAUCAAUGUUGUUACUGAGAAUCAGCAAAUGGUAUCUGAGUAUUAUGAUGGUUUGGGUUCCAGGCCUGGCUCAUUUCUUCAUCUUGGUGCCUCUCCUCAUCUUACUGUUGUAGACUAUGAAAUGAACAUAAAUUCCUCCGAGGAAAAUCAAGGAGGUUCCACUUCUCCCAAUGAGAGCAUCCAAAAUUCAGGUUUCUUGAGCUCCACCACCACUAGCCUAAGCGAUGAUCGAAACUCCACCGAUUCGAUUGACAAAAAGGGGCUCCUAUGCACUCAUUCUUCAAACUCCCUCAACAUUUCGAUCACCACAGAGGCAAAUCAUGGCUCGAGCACUUGCCCUGACACUCCGACCUCAAAGAAAGGAAGUGAAAUGAAAGAGGAAAAGGACUCGAACUUUUCGAGCAAAGAGGAUGAAGGAAACAAGGAAGGGACUAUAAAUUCUGUUAAAUUUGGUCAAGUAUUUUCAUCUCCAUUAGGGAAUAUCAAUCUUGAGGCAGAGCAAUCUGCAAUGCAGCAACAAAUAGUAGACAUGUACAUGAGGAGUAUGCAACAGUUCACUGAAUCUUUAGCCAAGAUGAAGCUCCCUAUGGAUCUUGACAAGCCUGAACGUGAAGAUCCUGGCGAUUUGAUCCAAGGCCAUAGCAAUAAACUAGAGCUUGAGAAGAAGCAGAAAAAGGAAGGAUCGCGGGUGUUCUAUGGAAGCAGGGCAUUCUUCUAAUUUUAUUUAACUGCUGCUGCAUGUAUGUUAUCUAGGUUUGUUCUUCCAGGAUAUGGAGUUUAAUUUAAUUUAUUGAGACUAUGGUUUCUGUGGGCUUCAUUUUGUGGUAUUUGCGACUGAAAUUAGUUCUCUUGUAGUCUUGUUUUAACCAUUUCUUCUUCUAAUGUGUUUCAUUAACCAUUACGAAUCCAUAAUUCAUGCUGUGUUGUGUUUGCUUUC
Molecule: messenger RNA, 2008 nt
Organism: Hevea brasiliensis (rubber tree)
Lineage: Eukaryota; Viridiplantae; Streptophyta; Magnoliopsida; Malpighiales; Euphorbiaceae
Exons: 2
Coding region: 47-1789 (580 amino acids)
Source: RefSeq, a predicted model, not a curated record